Monosiga brevicollis MX1 is the source of this 2027-nucleotide messenger RNA. RefSeq lists its product as uncharacterized. Gene Ontology annotation, cellular component: spliceosomal complex. Gene Ontology annotation, molecular function: mRNA binding. Bases 1 to 1941 code for a protein of 646 amino acids. Gene Ontology annotation, biological process: mRNA processing; regulation of alternative mRNA splicing, via spliceosome. The record is from RefSeq and is a predicted model, not a curated record. The transcript is spliced from 13 exons. NCBI's taxonomy places the organism in Eukaryota, Choanoflagellata, Craspedida, Salpingoecidae.
AUGCCCUACACACCCCACAACCCGCUGCCAAAUCUGCACCACCCCUCGCCAACGCUGCCCUCUCUCUCUCUCUCUCUCUCUCUCUCUCUCUCUCUCUCUCUCUCUCUCUCUCUCUCUCUCUCUCUCGGCUCUCUCUCUCUCAAGCUCUUCUCUCUCUCUCUCACGCAAGCUCUCUCUCUCUUUUUAAGCUCUCUCGCCAUCAACUUUUUCGCAAAAGGACCAGCGACCAUGGCCAGCGGCGUGAAGCACACGACUGUGUUUGUGGGCAACCUGACCCGCGUUCUUUCGGACGAUAACGUGCGCGAAUUGCUCAAAUACAUUGGCAACGUCCUCCAAUGGGAUCGAAAGAAGAAUUUGGAGGGCAAACUGGCCUCCUUUGGCUUUUGCACCUAUUCCAACCCAGAUGAGACCUUGCGAGCCAUGCGACUGCUCAAUGGAGUGCAAUUUGGUGGUCGUGAGCUCAAAAUCCAAGUGGACGAGAGCACCAAAGCAUUUCUCGCCGAUUACACAGAGCAAAAGAAGCACAUGAGCCGGACGGAAGUAGACGAGAACGGUCUGGAUGCUCAGGCGCGCAACGACGACGAGAGCCGUAGCCAACGCUUGGCAUCCUUUAUCAGCCACCUGCACGGCAUCCACCAAGCUGCCAUCGAGUCUGAAAAGUUUGCAGCGGAAGCGGAGACUGAUGCUGCCCAGAAAGAAAGUCACGCUGCCUCCGUGAUGAACACGUUGCGCCGUCGCAAUGGCAAUCGUGACUUCUCCCGCCGUGAUGAGGGCCUGGAUGAUCAGAACGAUGACAUUCAAAGCGAGGUCGCUCGCUUCCGGUCGGCCAUCCAAGAGGAUCAGCGCAAAGCACGGGAGGUUGAGGAACGCGUGUAUGCCGUGCGCGGCGUCAGCACUCGAGACGAGGAGGAGGAAGACAUUGAUGACGAGCCUAAGAAUCCGAUGCAGCGUGCCAUUCGCGCAGCUCGAGAAGGACGCCAACGGCGCUUGGACAGCGAGAUUCGGCGACGCCGUGACUUGUUUCGCCAGCGUGAGCGCAAGGUGCUGAUGCGUGAAAAGGAUGUGCACCGCCGAGUGGCCGAUGAUUUCGAUAGCCUUGAGGGCCGCGCAGCACGGCGCCAAAAGGAAGCGGAAAAGCAAAAAGACUUUGAGCGCACAUACUAUGAUGAGAAGGAAGAUGAUCACUUUUACAGCAACCGCAAGUUUGAUCGCCUCUUGCGCGACUACGCCCGCGAACGCCUCGAUGAUGACCGGGAUCGUGCGCGCGAAAAGGAGGAAAUGGCGCGUCGUGAAGCUAGCGAGUCAGCCACGGGUACCGAACUGAGCGAUGCGGACCGCCAGAGUGCCACCGCGGCUGCUGCCGACACCGCUGCCCACCUAGCCAAAAACGGCACCUCAAGUACCGCAGCACCAAAGGGUGGCUUUUCAAUGAGCUUGGAGCUGACUUCUAAGCGGGCAGCGGCAGUCGGUGACUUUGCUUCUCAGGUCUUUGACCCCACAGAGGAAGAUGACGAUGCCGAGCUGGCACGCAAGCGAAGCAAGAUUGUGCCACUCAAGUACACGGAUGAGCAGCUGCGGGCUGCAGGUUUGGACAUCAAGGAAGAACGAGCCCGUCGACAAAAGCAGAUUCUUGAAAUCAUUCCCAAGAGCAAGGAAUCCCUCUUGGAUUUUGCCGUAAGCUGGGACUACCUCAACGAUGCCAUUUUGGACCAGCGUAUUAAGCCCUGGAUCGCGCGACGCAUUACGGAGUAUCUGGGCGAAGAGGAGGAGUCGUUGGUGGACUUUGUCUGUGACAAAGUUCGCAACAAGGAGGCAGCAACGAGCAUCUUGCAAGAAAUUAAGGAAAUUUUGGAUGAGGAUGCGGAAAUGUUCAUUGUCAAGCUGUGGCGAUUGCUCAUCUUUGAGACAGAGGCGCGCAAGUUUGGUGUCAGCGAGCUCUGAUGAUGGACCUUGAGUGCGAUCACACCCAGCUGAUCAUGCUGGACCAAUUUGGGCUCUGCCCUUCAUAAUUGACCAUCAAUUAGAGU